Molecule: messenger RNA, 1764 nt
Organism: Pocillopora meandrina
Lineage: Eukaryota; Metazoa; Cnidaria; Anthozoa; Scleractinia; Pocilloporidae
Source: the annotation of a GenBank genome assembly
AUGAACGAAACUAAUUAUGGACGGUCGGAUAUAACAAGUGACAAAGGAGGUCAAUACAGUAGUGGCUUUCUGUUUGUUUUGCCAGUCAUCUUCUGCAUGAUUUUUAUUGGAAAUGUUCUUCUUCUCGUUGCUAUCAAAUCAUUUCGCAGCCGGCGAGUUCCUGAUCAGCUUGUUGGUUCGUUAGCUGUGAUAGAUCUUCUAAAUGAUUUAGGACCCGUUUUAAUAUCGAUCGUCGUGUUUCAAAUCGAUCACCGAGGGUUUCAGAGUGGACGUAUAAGUUACGAGCUGUGCCACUUUUAUAACUGGAUUUCCUCGUUUCUUCGCCUGUCAGCUUCGUUUGUGGCGUCAUUAAUGGCUGUAGAUUGUUUCUGCGCAACCUUACAGCCGAUCUAUUACCGGACCAAAGUCACAUCUGACAAAGCAACCAAACUCAUUCUUUGUGUCGUGUUGUCGGGGGCAUUUAUAUCUGCACUUCCUGCAAUGGGCUGGGGAAGAGUUUUAGCUCACAGGGGAAUUUGCUCGUUCAACUUUAAUGGAGGCUUCGCUCUAUGCAUAGCCACAUUAGGAUAUGUGCAACUCAUAAUGGUGUUGACCUGUUUCAUCGCCGUAGCAAGAAAAAUGAGCAAAUAUGAAAAGCGAUUCAAUGGGCUUCGACGUGGUAGGACGCUGACCUUUCUAAAUGGCAGACUUCAGGCUAUGGAAAUGCAGACAGCAAAUGAAAGGCGAAUAUCACAUAUGGAUGAAAAUGGUAUUCAGGGUGGUAGCAAUAUCAAAAGAACAUGCAACACCACAAGAGGUAUGAGUACUUUGGCAGAGGACGACGACAGCAACAAAAUUACAGAGGAAAAAUGCGAACAAAAUGAAAUAAGACGCAGAGAAUCAAAAACAGAUCCCAGUGUCAAUCGGUGCAGUGUCAAUAGGAAUGUGAAGGAGAGCCGCCAGUUUACAAAGGUUCUUGGAUCAGUGGUGUUUCUAUUCUAUGUCAGCUGGAUGCCAAUCAUUGUAAGCCUAUCUUUAAUGCGCCAGCUUUUCGUUUCUGUAGCCCGUUAACCAGCAGUACAGGCAUUUUAUUGGGGCGAGUUAACGUAAAAGGUCGUGAUCGUUUAUUCGACAGGCCAUGUUUGAUCUGGCGCUAGAGUGGAAGUUGAGGGAAGAGAGCGGAAAAAAGUGAAAAGUCAUCUUCAGUGGUCCACCCCCCCUUCGCCUUCCUUUGGACCGUCGCCUACCCCCUUGGUAAAAAAUCUCAUUCUUUCCCCAGCCUUUCCCUGCUGUGAGAAUCAAAAGUGGCAGCUAUGACUCACAGAGAUAUUACUGAGCACUCGCCCGCCAAAACUACACCUCUGCAAGCUUUUAGCCAGUUACCCGAGAAGCAUUUUUUUUCUGUCUGUAAAGAGGAUUGAGGGGAGGGGGAAAGAGGAAGGAGGAUACGCCCACCAAUAAAACCUUAGUGCGAAAUCUUUGUCCAUUCAGUCCGGUCAGAGUGGGCACAUAAAUUGAUUUUUGGUUGGUUUAUCCACACAGUUUACUAUCACCGCAGAGUUAGCCACAGGUCAUCAUCACGAGGUUCUCCAGUCUCUAUCAGCCCAGAUGUCUCUUUUGUGCUCUGUGUUCAAUCCCUGGGUAUACUGUGGUCUUUCGCGUCCCUAUAGGGCAUCAUACAUUUGUGUCCUUAGGAGGCUGGGGAGAGUUUGUGGCCUUUCCAAAGCCAGUGAACACGACAUCAAAACUAUUGCUGAUACAGGCAGCCGUUUCAGAACUUCCAGU